UUAAGCCAUGACAGGGUGUGGCUCACGUCAUAAAGUCCGUCAAUGGCCUGUGUCAGACAUCAGUGGGCAUCAGCACAAGACUGUGUUUCCUGACAAAUGUCAUGCCAAUGAGAAAGAGUUUGUGUUCGUUGUUGGCGAUUCACAUCUCAGAUCUUUUGCUGAUGGAGUUGUAAACAUGCCAGAGGGUCGGCUGUCCUUUGGUUUUAUGGCCACACCUGGAGGAGAUGCAACAGCGUUGCGUUUGGAGAUCUCCCAUCUUGGUGAUACUCCACGUACUCCGGAUGCAGUGUGCCUGCUUGCUCCGGGGAACAACAUGACCUCAAGUCGCACUAUUGAGGAGGCUGCCAGGGCCUUUGGGACUCUCCUCAGUGUUGCAUUGCAACACUGGCCAAACAAGGUGUUUGUGGUGGAUUUCCCCAUACGACAUGUACAUGCAACACUGGAGUACCAGCUUCUGCUAAAGCAGGAAUAUCACCGAGUUGCAGCAAAGAUGGGGGUGCGGUACUUCUCAACAAACAAUGUUUUCCAGCCAUCCAAAAGGCAUCUGUGGUGUCAGGAUUUGGUACACCUAAGUGAUGACGAAGGUAUGCCUCUCCUUGCGGACUUCAUUUGGAACACUUCAUACACCAUCCUGCACAUCCCUGUCAAUCCUGUACCACUUAGAGUGCAUCCUACACUCAAACGAUGCUUUCACAAAAACAAGAAGGAGCAUGGUACUUCAUCACAGCCACAGUGUAUUGAUCGAUCUCAAUGCUCAGCAACAUCCUAUCGGCCCUUUCCAGCUGUUAAAAUGAAGUAUGUUGACCAUGACCAAUGGACACAUCUGGUGCCUACUGUUCCAGAUGUGAGGAUGCAGGUUCGGGACCGGCGUCAUUGUAUACGUCAGCAUGCUGCCACAGGACUGUUUGUUGACAUACAGCAAGUACGUUUCUGUUGA
Messenger RNA from Anguilla rostrata (American eel), 937 nucleotides. RefSeq lists its product as uncharacterized. NCBI's taxonomy places the organism in Eukaryota, Metazoa, Chordata, Actinopteri, Anguilliformes, Anguillidae. The record is from RefSeq and is a predicted model, not a curated record. The coding region runs from base 8 to 937 and encodes 309 amino acids. The transcript has 6 exons.